AGCAGCUGGAGAGGUAGGAUUCAAACACAGAAUUCUUAACCAGGACCCAACAGUUCUUCCACAAUCUAAACAACUACCCUUUACUGCCCUUGGGCCCCCUGUCCCCAGGAGCCUAGCCAGCCAAGACUCACAUACCCAGGGCUUAUGACGGAGCCCAAGAGAGUCAGAGCAGCUUUCUACAAAUUCAGCUGUCGCAUUCAUUUUCUUACACACUAGAGUUGCCACUUAAAAAUACUCAAAUAAAAAAAAAUUGAUGUUGACCAUCUAACAGGAAUACUUGACUCAGCUACUAAGUUACCAAUUUGCUUCAUUUUUGGAAGACAUCUAGCAUCUGAGCAUUGGACUUUUCCUAGAAGUUCACUUGGUAACCUCGGUUGAGAGACUAUCAGUGGAGGAACAGCCCUGGUGUUCCUACAGGAGUGAAAAAGAAAAUUAAAGAUUGCAGUAACCCCGAGACAACCACUUCUGGUGGUUGCCACUCACCUGAAGAUGUAAUGGAGGCAUGUAGACAAAUACAACUGGAGAGAGAUACAUUUGCUGAGAUUCUUAAAGGAGAGAGAGUCACGUGGCAGCAGAGGAUGAAUCAGAUGUCGGAGCAAAUGCGCACACUGAGGGAGAAGAAGGAGUGUAUUAUGAAUCGGUUACAGGAGAUGGAGACAAGCUUGGUGGGAUUGAGAAAACAGAUGACUGAACUCCCAGCCCUGGCACCCCUAGCAAGGCCCUCCGAGGUGGAGCAGCAGCUACCAGAGGAGGCUGAGCACCUGAGGGAGGAGCUGGAGAGUCUGGCAGGACAGCUCCAAGCCCAGGUACAGGACAAUGAGGGCUUGAGUCACCUGAACUGGGAGCAGGAGGAGCUGGAGCGGGUGGCUGAGCCCUUGGGGAAGCAAGUGGAGGAGUGCAGACGAAUCCUACAGACCAGGGACCACACUGCUGUCAGCCACACGCUCUCCCAGACCCGUGAGGUCAAGGAAGAGCUGGCCGAGCUGCAGAGUUGCUUCAUAAAGCUGGCCACCACCUGCCCUCUCGCCCAGGUCUUCCUGCAGGUAGAGGUGAAAAGCCAAGAGCCUCAGAGUGUGCAGCAGCAGCAAGACCAGUCCCUGGGUCACCUGCAGCAGUACGUGGCUGCCUGUCAGCAGCUGAGCUCUGAGAUGGAGACACUGCACAGACAGUUACUGCUGCAGACCCAGCUCAUGGACCAGCUGCAGCAGCAGGAAGCGAUGGCCGAGAUGGCCCACCAAGAGUUGGGGGGGCCCAGUUGAGCACCUGGAAGCUGCCAGCCAGAGAACCAGCAGCUACAGGCCCAGCUGAGCCUCAUGACUCUCCCUGGGGAAGGUAUGGGGGACCACUCAGAGGAAGAGGAGGGAAAGGAGGAGAAGGAGGAGGAGGCACCUUGGCCCAUGCCGAGCAUCCUGCAGGACCUGGAAAGCCAGGAGUCCAUGGUGGCAUUUUUAACAUCAGCUGUAGCCAGUGCAGACGGGGAGCAGGCUCGGCUCCGUGGGCAGCUGAAGGAGCCUGCUUCUGGGCCCAUGCCAACAGCCCAGAAGCAGCCAGAAGCAGCAGCCCCAGCCCCAGGGACUGGGAUCGAUUCUGUGUGUGGGGAGACCCACCGGGCCCUGCAGGGGGCCAUGGAGAAACUGCAGAGCUGCUUUAUGCAGCUGACGCAGGAAAAGGUGGACCUGAAGGAGCGGGUGGAGGAGCUGGAACAUCGCUGCAUCCAGCUCUCUGGAGAGACAGACACCAUCGGUGAGACUACACCGCCCUCUCUCAGCCAGGGGGCAGCGCUGAAGGAGCAGCACCGAGAGGAGGAGGAGCACAUCCACAGGCUAGCCCAGGACAAGGAGGAGAUCAAGGUGAAGCUGCUGGAGCUGCAGGAGCUGGUGUUGCGGCUUGUGGGCAACAGGAACGAGGGCCAUGGCAGAUUCCUGGCAGCUGCUCAUGAGCCAGCUCCAGGGGCCCCAGCCCCCCGGAGCUCAGGGCUAGCAAGGGAGGCUGGCAGUGUGCUCAGAGCCCUCCUCCCUCUCUCCAAACAUCUUUGCCAGGUGAGCCUCACCGGCAGCGUGGAGCCUGCACAAGGAGAGGCCGGGGAGGGUUCUCCCCGCGACAACCCCACUGCACUGCAGAUCAUGCAGCUGUUUGGUGAGAUGCAGAACGCUCAGGAGCGCCCAGGCUUGGGCAGCAUCCCCUGCAUUCUGUUUUUCUACCAGGCUGACAAGAACCAUGAGGUAAAAUUACCCUCAUCGGAAAGCCAGUUGCCUUCAGCAAAGCCAGGAGAAGGGGGGCUGGAGGCCCCGCCCCCACCAUGUCCCUCCUACCCCUUUCCAGUCACCCCUUUACCCUUAGAGAAAAGAGUCCCUUGGAAAGGAUAUGGACUUUUCACCGCUUCCGACGACCACGAAACCUCUGAGGCAGGUUUGGAUGCCAUAGGAUUCAAGGGGGCGGCAAGGGGUCCAGAGCUGCAGACAGCUGAGGGUGACCACUGGGGUCUGCUCAGCCUCCUGAGUGAAGGUGAGGAAUCUCCCUCCCCUGAGCUCAUCCACAUCUACCAGGAAUUUGACUUCCAGGCAUCCAGCCGCGUGGUGACAGCCACCUUCCCCUAUACCACCAUGCUGUCCACUGGGCGGCUGCCCACCAUGUCCAUUCUGCCUUGGACACCUACAUGA
This is a messenger RNA of Symphalangus syndactylus (siamang), 2660 nucleotides long. RefSeq names its product golgin subfamily A member 2-like. Gene Ontology annotation, cellular component: Golgi apparatus; cis-Golgi network; Golgi cis cisterna. Lineage: Eukaryota; Metazoa; Chordata; Mammalia; Primates; Hylobatidae. The record is from RefSeq and is a predicted model, not a curated record. Gene Ontology annotation, biological process: Golgi organization. Gene Ontology annotation, molecular function: protein binding.